AUGGACCCCGUCGACCGUCCGCUCGACGACCAGCCGCUCGAAACCCCUGCGCGCAUCUUCGAGAGGCUGCAUCAAAUAGCAGGAUACACAUGGAACGAAUCGCGGCCGCCCUUCCGCUCAACCUACGAUAACUGGCACAUCUUUGGGACGAGGUUCGUCUCUCCGUACUCGACCCCUAGCACGCAUACGGCUGCGUCACCCGCGCCCCAUCAUUUGGUGAGCCCGCCGGCCCUGCCAAACCUCGUGCCGACUAGCCGAGCGGUCCCCGCAGAUCUUCGCUCGACAUCCUCCUCUUCCUCAGAGAGCGAACACAGCAGCACCGACCGCUCUACUUCUUCCCCCGCCGAUGUAGUGGAGGAGCGCGUCGUCGCAAGAGUGUCAUACCACGUCCUCCGCGAAGAGAGGGCUUUUCACAUAUCCAAAAGUCUAGUCUCGAGCGUAGACCCCAACGGGGACCGCAUCGUUAAGCCGCUCGAUCUCAUCCGACUCACACCGCUGCCUGGUGACCGAGGAGCCAUCAUCGUCACCAUCUACGAGGAUCCUGGGCCUAACUAUCUCUUCAGAAUCCUGGACCUGGGACCCGCGUUCUACUUCGCCGAAAAGCACAACGACCGUUGGGAAGCCACCCGCAGCCGCAUCUCGUCGCUGGACCCGGCCAUCAGCCUACAGAGCUUCCUGGACUUCGCCAUCGGCGCAGCCCAGUGUUUGGAGAUAGUUCACUACGGCCAAGGCAUAGUGCAUGGCGAGAUACGGGGCGACUCGUUUCACUACAACAUCGAAACGAACCAGGUCAAGCUGGUGUCUUUCGGUUCCGGGAUAAGAUCUUUUGAAUACGGCCUGACUAGCCACGGAUGGUCUGCGCUAUCUAAGGAGGUGGGCGCGAAGCACAAACUGCAAUACAUUAGCCCGGAACAGACUGGGCGCAUCCCCGUCGAGCCGGACAACAGGACCGACAUUUACUCGCUCGGCGUUCUGCUCUGGUGUCUCCUAACACAGCAGCCCGUUUUUCAAGGGGAGACGCCCCUCGACGUCGUCCAGGGCGUUCUUGGACGGAGGAUACCGAGCGUCAACACGUUCCGAAUGGAUGUCCCCGAAGUUAUCGGCCGAAUCAUCCAGAAAUGCACGUCCAAGAAUGUCAGCGACAGGUACUACUCUGCAGGCGGCCUCCGCUACGACCUUGUUUCGGUUCAGAAGAUGCUUGGCGACGGCAAUUCAGCGGCAUUGAGGGACUGGCCGAUUGGUUCCAGGGACGUCUCUUCCUCCUUCAGGUUACCCUCAGUCAUGAUAGGCCGAGAGCGCGAACGAGACGAACUCGUCAAGGUUAUCGAGAGGGUUGCAAAAAGCCAUUCCGUUGGCCCCACGGGGAGCGUGAGCUGGAGUUCCGACGCCUCGAACUUGUCUACCGAGUUAUUCGACGCUGGCGACGCAUCCAGCGACGGUGGAAGCUCGGGCGGAGCGACGAACCGACGCACCGGCUCUGCCACACAGCUAGAAAUGAGGCCCAAGAUCGGCUUGAAUCAGUCGGUACAAGGAACAGACUCGGCGGGAUCUCUAUCCACCGCCGGCUCGGGUAACUCAGGGGGUCUCAGACCGCAACACCAAUGGGACAAGAACCACAUCACCCAUGCCGAGGGCGUCUUGAGCGCCGACGGUGGCAGUAGUUCCGAGCUUUCGAGGCACCCCGCCACCGUGGCAGCGGAUUCCUCGUCGACCAGCUUGUCCCGGCAGCUAGGCUCGGCCAAAUUCAGGAGGCAAGGCCAUUGCGAGGUCGUAAUCAUUGAGGGUGCGGGAGGACUGGGCAAGAGCUGCCUUGUCCAGUCGGUUCUUCCAGAUGCACGCAGGAGAGGGUACUGUACAACGGCCAAGUUUGACCGUGCCAGAAGGACGGCCUAUGGUCCUCUGCUGAAGCUGCUCUCGUCCUUGUUCCGCCAGGUGUGGGGCGAGAGAAACACGGAAACUCCUUUCCACCAAGCGCUGAAGCAGUAUGUUCGGCCAGUAUGGCCCAUGUUGCACAAGGUUCUAGGCCUUCCCGAGUUUCUCCUCCCGUCCUUGGAAACAGCUCUUUCACGCUCCUCAUCCAACCACCGGGUUUCUAGAUCAAAUCUGAAGAGCCAAAGUUCCCCCCUGGAUUCCUCUGCCAGUACUACGCCGCGGCCCCCUUCCACGGGCAUGUCCGCGCAGAGCUCCCGGGACUUCCUCAGGGCCGGCACCUCCACGAAGACCAAUCGGCUGGUGACAACCUUUCUCGACGUGCUGAGGAUGUUCACCCAUUACAAGUUCAUCUGCUUCUGUCUGGAUGAUCUGCAUUACGCCGACGAUGAGUCUCUGGAGCUUCUCAGUCAAAUUGUCAGCGCAAGGCUUAAAAUGGUCGUCAUAAUUACCUACCGCCCGGAGGGCAAUGCCCUUGAGAUGGUGCAGAAGAUAGUCAGCCCCCCUAAGUCGGAAGAGCCCUCUAGGUCUGGGAUCCCUACGACGACUAAGCUCGUUUUGCAGCCACUUGGUGAGGACGAAAUAGUCCACUAUGUUUCAACGACACUCUCGUUGCCAAAGGAAGAGGUCCAUCCUCUGGCAUUGGUCAUCCAGUCCAAGACAGCAGGAAAUCCCUUUUACAUGCGGGAAAUGCUGAGCGCCGGCCACCGGAAGAAGUGCAUUUGGUACGACUAUAUCACCGGCCGCUGGAAAUACGAUUUGGAUAAACUCUUUGAUCAAUUCAAAGGGGAGCAGAACUACGACGUGCUUGACACGGCUUUCAUCACACGACGCCUCAGCGAGCUGCCGCGGGCUUCCAGGUCCAUCCUAGCUUGGGCCGCACUGCUAGGCAACACGUUCUCAUUUGAACUGAUCUGCAAAUUGAUGGAGGAGGAAAACCGCGUUGACGAGUGCACCGAGGAGCUAGGCCAGCCAUCGGCAUCAACAUCAGCCUUUUCGCAGGAGGAUGCCGUGGCCGGACUGGAAUCUGCUAUUCAGGCCUUCAUCAUUGUCCCGUGCGACCGGGAUGACUACUUCCGCUUCGCCCACGACAGAUACAUCCAAGCUGCAUCGGCGCUUAAGGAGUGCAACGCGCGAAAAAUGCACUUUAUGAUUGCUCAGCUCCUUCUCAAGAAGUCCUCAUGUGAUUCGGCGCUGAAGGACAGCACCGCCUAUCACAUUUGCGAGUCAGUAGAUAUCAUCAAAAAGCGGGUAGCACAUCGGCAGCCCUUCCGCAAGCUGCUAUUUGAGCGCGCACACGAGGCUAUUGAAAGCGGGGCGCGGUCUACCGCAGCGAAGUAUUACAGCAAUGCCCUUGCACUCCUUCAAACGGAUCCCUGGGUUGAUGAUGCCGAGGAUGCCUCGUACGACGAGACUCUCCAGCUCUACCUUCAAGCAGCCGAAUGUUACCUGUUCAUGGGGCAUCACAGUGCUGCGAGCGUGCUCCUUCAGACAAUCUUUGACCGCGCGAGGACCGAGCUCGAUAAGGCACCCGCGUUAGUGCUGCAGUCUAGGAUCUUUUCGCAGAGCGGGCAGGAGACGCAGGCGGUGGCCUCGCUAAAACAAUGCCUGAAAGCUCUCGACGUCGAUUUGGACGAGCAAGCUACCAUGGAGACGUGUGACGACCGAUUCGAGCGUCUUUGCGUAAAGAUUCAGGCCAUGGAGCGCCAGGAGGUGCUGAAUCCUGCUUCGUCCAAUGAUGCGAUGCUGUCCUCCGUCGGCGCUGUGCUCGCCGAGGCGGCGAGUGCCGGAUGGUGGAGUGAUUGCACCGUUUUCUAUCAGUUGUCUCUUCUGAUGAUGGAGACUCAUUUCAGCCGAGGAGCGUACCCGCAAUCUGGGAUGGCUUUUCUCUACAUGUCCAUCAUCGCCCUGUCGCGCUUCAAUAUGGCUCAGUUUUCAGCCGAGCUGGCGGGCUUCUGUCUUGAGCUGUUGAAUAAGUAUCGGGAUCCGUUCUCGGUGUCGAGGGGCUACAUGAUCUAUGCAAACUUUGUUGGGCAUGUUCGAGAUCCGAUCGCAGCUUCAGUGACGCAGCUCGAAGGAUUCGUCGACUACGCGGCGGCCGCUGGGGAUAGGAUAUCAACUAUUCUCAGUUUUGGGCUCUCGGCACAGCACAGAUUCUACGCAAGCGAGAACUGCUCCGACCUUGAAAGCUUCUGCCAGUACGGUUGUGAGGAGAUCCCGAACUGGCAUCUCGACACGCGAGGUGGCUCGAUCCUUAUCGCGGUGAGGCAGGUUUGCCGCGCCCUCCAGGGCAAGACUCGCGCGUCAGAGCCGCUCGAGGUCAUGAGCGACGAGCAGCACGAUGCUUUGACAUACAAAGGCUGGCUCGAGGCCCACACGGACAACGGCGGCCGGGCAUUGCUGCUGUAUGAGACAAUGGAAAUUGUGCCCUUGUUUCUCUACGGCCACUAUGAGCGCGCGGUCGAGGUCGGAAAGGCGUGCUACGAGCGCGCGUAUCUCCUGUGGUCGGCUCGCAACACGAGGUUGGCAAUGCUCUUCUAUGGCUUGGCUCUUGCCGGCAGCAUCCUCCGCCAGCAACAGGACCCCACAGCGCCAGGGGAAGAGGCGCUCAGGAAUCAGCUCGAAGACACGGUUCGGGAGGUUGAGGAGCUCAGCCGGAAGAUCAAAGACUGGCAGGUGGUCGAUGAUGUCAAUUAUCUAGCCUGGUCAAAGCUGCUCGACGCCCAAAUUUCAGAAAUGCUCGGUAACCACGGAAUAGCGAUCCGGCAGUACGAAGAGGCCCUGGAUCACGCAUCAGAACACGACUUUCUCUUUGAGGAAGCGCUCGGAAACUACUUGAUGGCCAACAUAUUCAUUAGGAAUGAUGCCAGACGGUCUGCGCGCUCCGCGCUUCGUGAUGCGAUUGGUCUCUAUCGCCAGUUUGGCGCUACCGGCAUUGCCGACCGUAUCGAGAGCGAGCAUAGCAUCCUGCUUCACGGCGCCAUGCGAAAUCCUCGAAACAUUGAUGUCGGGGUUCAGACCGACUUUUCUGGUGACACUUCGUCGGUUCAGUAUCGGACCGUCGACAACGAGAGUGCGAUUGAAGUCCAACAAGCGCAUGCCGCUGAUGCAGUCCUCAAAGGGGAGCGCAUGACGGCGUGGAGAGGAUCGACGCAGCCAGAGGCCGGAGUCGGGUUGCCUGCGCUCGAUAUGAUCGAUCUGCAUGCUAUUCUGGUCUCGUCGCAAGUUAUCUCGUCUGUGCUAAGGAUAGAUGAGCUCCUCAAGACCAUGUGCGAUGUGAUACUGCAGACCUGCAGCGGGUCUGCUACUCUUGCCGCCAUCGUCGUACAGGAUGAAGGAAGUGCAGACUGGUGCGUCGCUGCGAGCGGCGACCCCGAAAAGGGCGCUGAAGCCCACAUUCCCGCCCUUCCCCUCAGCGGGACCGACCUUGUCGCCGAGAACGUCAUACUCUACUGCACCCGCUUCCGCGAGGUGGUCUUCCUCCAAGAUCUCCUUACUGAUGAGCGGUUCGGCAAUGUCAGCGAAGACUGGGUGUACAAGAACCCCGGCAGCAAGGCCGUCAUCGCCAUUCCUAUUUGCCACGGUUCGAAGCCGCUGCUUGGUGUGCUCUAUCUCGAGGGGGUUCCCGGAUCCUUCACGGACCGCAAUGUCACCGUGUUGCAACUCCUUGUCAACCAGAUCGGCAUCAGUUACUCCAACGCGCUGGCCAUGAAGGCGGUCGAGAAGGUAUCGGCAGAGAACAUUUCUAUGGUCGAGCUUCAGAAGCGCGCGUUGGCAAAGGCAAUCGAAGCAGAAACAAAGGCCAAAAAUGCAGAAGCAGAGGCUAUCCGCAACGUCAAACUCGCCGAAGAAGCUACAAGAGCGAAAUCCAUCUUUCUGGCCAACGUCUCCCACGAGCUCCGCACGCCCCUCAAUGGUGUGAUUGGAAAUUCGGAACUCCUCAGGGACAGCAAUCUCAACAAGGAGCAGCAAGAGAUGGCGGACUCGAUCAGGGUAUCGGCGGAUCUGCUCUUGACGGUUAUCAACGACAUUCUGGACUUCUCAAGGAUGGAGGCGGACAAGAUGAAGCUCUACAUUAUCGCGUUCAACCCCGAGGAGAUGGUAAGGGAAGUCGUCCGGGCAGUCUCGUACAGUAACAGGGAGAAGACGUCCAGGAAGAACGUCAAGAUCAUACAGGACAUCAACCUACCCCCCAUGCUUAUCUACGGUGAUCCCAUUCGCCUGCACCAGGUGCUUGGCAACCUGAUCGGAAACAGCCUCAAAUUCACCGAGGACGGCUCUAUUACCAUCGGAGCCCGGAUCGACUCCGAGACGGAGGACAAGGCCACGUUGACAUUCUGGGUCAAGGACACGGGCAUUGGGAUCUCCCCGCAGCAGCUCGAGAACCUUUUUCAGCCGUUCAGCCAGGCGGACGCGAGCACGGCCCGCAAGUACGGCGGCAGCGGCCUCGGCCUGAGCAUCUGCAAGUCCCUGAUCGAAACAAUGAUGAAGGGAACAAUCCGCCUCGAAAGCCAACAGAACGUCGGCACAACUGCCCGGUUCACUGUCACGUUUGAGAAGGCACGCCCGGAAGUUGUUGCUGGCCAGGAACAGGCGGUAACCCGCGCGGCGCUGCCGGAACCCAAGACGCCAUCUAACAAAGCCAAGCUAGCAUCAGCCAAGGAUCUCUCGUCCAUUUCGUCACCCCUAUCCAGCCCACCUCCCGAAAUCGUGGACCUCUCACACAUUCCGAAGGAUCAGCUUCGCAUCUGUAUCGCCGAGGACAACGCCAUCAACGCCAAGAUAGCCAUGCAGUACCUACAGCGGCUGGGGUACACCAAUGUGCGUACAUACGAUAACGGGCUCAAGGCCGUAGAGGGGCUGCGCGAGAAGGCGCGAAUUGGCAUGCCCUACCACAUCAUCCUCAUGGACGUCCAGAUGCCCGUGUUGGAUGGGUACGAGGCCACCAAGCUGCUCCGCAACGACGAGCUCGAGUCGGUCAGGAAGGUGCUUGUCAUCGCCAUGACCGCCUCAGCUAUCCAGGGUGACAGGGAGAAGUGCCUCGCCGCGGGCAUGAACGACUACCUUGCUAAACCGGUCAAGUGCGAGGUUCUCAAGAAGAAGCUGGAUGCUUAUUUACUGCGCGCAGGGGCUGGAGGCGGUGGGCCGCUAGCGCUGGGAGGAGGGCCGGAUGUUGGUGGCGGUCCUACGGGCGGACGAGAAGCUUGA
Messenger RNA from Canariomyces notabilis, 7137 nucleotides. RefSeq lists its product as uncharacterized. Lineage: Eukaryota; Fungi; Ascomycota; Sordariomycetes; Sordariales; Chaetomiaceae. Gene Ontology annotation, biological process: phosphorelay signal transduction system; protein autophosphorylation. The coding region runs from base 1 to 7137 and encodes 2378 amino acids. Gene Ontology annotation, cellular component: plasma membrane. Gene Ontology annotation, molecular function: phosphorelay sensor kinase activity; ATP binding; histidine phosphotransfer kinase activity. The transcript is spliced from 2 exons. The record is from RefSeq and is a predicted model, not a curated record.